This is a messenger RNA of Adineta steineri, 1242 nucleotides long. The record is from the annotation of a GenBank genome assembly. Lineage: Eukaryota; Metazoa; Rotifera; Eurotatoria; Adinetida; Adinetidae.
AUGGAAGAACAACCACAAAAACAGCAACAGCAACAACAACAGCCCCAGUCACCCGAAUAUGAAAUGUCUGUUGAUAAUCCGGAUGAAGAUGAACUUUGGUUGAGUGGUCAUCGAUCUAUAUUCUCAUCUUAUGGAAGUUGUUGUCGUAAAGCACCACCACAACUUCGUGAUAGUCAAUACGAAGGCUUUCAUUGGGAUUUAUAUGAAGAUCGUAAUUAUCAUCAUCUUGCUUUUGAACAAGAACAACAAGAAAUUCCUGCUCCAUGUCAAGCAACAAGUCUUUCUGAAUGGUCAAUGCGUUUAAGUUCAGGUGUUAUCGGUGGUGGAGGUGAUACUGAAGAUGAUGCCGAUGUUGAAGGUGAUGAUACAACCUCAUCGUCUGACCCACCACGUACAUCAUGGCAUGCUAUAAAAUCAAAAUCUAUUCAUCGAAGUUGUUCAUCAUCAUCAGCUAAUACAUCAGAUGCGAGUGGUCAUCGAUCACGUAGUCCACUAACAUUAUAUCGUUUAUUUCAACGUACAAGAUCUCAACAACACCCGUGUCGUUUAUAUCAAAAUUUUAGUGAUAAAAGUAUAUGUGAUUCAUUAACAUCAUCAUCUUGUUCAAAUUUAAAUAAAUUAAAUGAAUCAAUGAAACAAGAAUAUAAAAUACCAAUACCAAGAUUUAAAUUAAAAAGUCCAACAACUUUUUCACAAUUAAAAUUAAAUAAAUCCAGUAGUCAUAAUGAUCUCUCAUCAUCAACGGAACAGUCAUCAACAAAAAGUAAAGACCAUUUCAAGGUUUCUAAUCAAAUUGUUGCACCACGACAUAGUGUUGAUCAAUGUCUUCAAACAUCUAUACAUGUUGACAAUAAUCUGUCAUCUCAACCUAAAUCAACACGUCGUUUUAUUCCACGAUCAACUUCUCGACCUAUAAACACAGACAAUCAUUGUUUGCAAACAGACAAUGGAUCCGUAACGCGUUCGAAAAGUGUUGAUCGUUUAUUGAAUAAUAAUAGCAAUAAUCCUAGUCAACCAUCAAAACUUCCAUCUUCAACAUCUCAUCCAUCAUUACCAACGAUUUCAUCUUUGCCAGAUCUUAGUUUUCUUGUUUACUAUGCGAAAGAAAAUCCAGCCCCGCCACCACCACCACCAUCUACACCUACAAUUCAAACAACACAUUUUCAAUCAGGAAUGAAAACAACAUUAUCUGAACCAUCAUCAUUAACAAAAAAAAGGAAUACGUACUGUAUUCUAUUGUAG